Messenger RNA from Bactrocera neohumeralis, 503 nucleotides. It is a transcript of the gene Cpr49Af, whose product is annotated as endocuticle structural glycoprotein SgAbd-3. The record is from RefSeq and is a predicted model, not a curated record. The transcript has 2 exons. NCBI's taxonomy places the organism in Eukaryota, Metazoa, Arthropoda, Insecta, Diptera, Tephritidae. Gene Ontology annotation, molecular function: structural constituent of chitin-based larval cuticle. The coding region runs from base 1 to 387 and encodes 128 amino acids. Gene Ontology annotation, cellular component: chitin-based extracellular matrix.
AUGAAAUUAUUAUUGGUCGUCUGUUUGUGCUUUGCCUCGACGCUGGCAAAGGAAGAAGUGCAAUUGAUCUCCAAUGAAGCCAUGGUGGAAUAUGAUGGAAAAUUCCACUACCAUUACGAGCUCGGCGAUGGCUCGAAGGCCUCACAAGACGGCGUUUUGAAGAAGGUGGACGCAGAGCAUGAUGGCGAGUCGAUCGAGGGCAAAUUUGCUUUUGUCGCCGAUGACGGCAAGGAGUACUUGGUGUCGUACAUAGCUGAUGAGAAUGGCUACCAGCCGGUGGGCGCACACCUUCCAACACCACCACCAGUGCCCGAAUCGGUGCUGAAGACUUUGAAGUACUUGGAAGAGCAUCCCUAUAACCCAGAAGCGGCGGCGAAAAAACACUAAACUAAGCAAGCUAGCAAGCUGAUUACACGUGCGAGCGGAAACGAGCUGAAACUAGUUGAAAUGAAGAGAACUGUGAUCUUUGCGAUGCAAUGCGCUAAAUAGAAGAAAAAUAUACU